Messenger RNA from Rangifer tarandus platyrhynchus (Svalbard reindeer), 2445 nucleotides. Lineage: Eukaryota; Metazoa; Chordata; Mammalia; Artiodactyla; Cervidae. The record is from the annotation of a GenBank genome assembly.
AUGAAGAAGAAAACUAUAUAUGCCCUAAAUGUGGACGAUCAGGACUAUGAAGAUAUGCAAGGUGAAGAAGACAAAGAAAAUACUGCUACCACUAGUGUGUUGUCCAGUGAAGCUGAUAGAUGUCCAAAAUGUCUCAGUUGCCUGUUAGAGAAGGAAAUUGGUUUUCCAGAAAGCUGUAAUCAUGUCUUCUGCUUGACCUGUAUUCUUAAAUGGGCAGAGACACUGCCUUCAUGUCCUAUUGACCGGAAACCUUUUCAGGCGGUGUUUAAAUUCAGUGUAUCAGAAGGUUGUGUUAAGGUUCAAGUAAAAAGACAGUUGAAAGAAACAAAUGACAAGAAAAAUGAAAGUUCUUUUAAGAAGCAGCUAUCCUGUCAGGAAAAUUCUAAAAGCUGUAUGAGAAAAAAGAUCAUAAGAGAAGAUCUAUUAAGUGCAAAACUUUAUGACUUGAAGAUGAUACACAGAAACUCUAAAUACAAUGAAAUGGGAGGAAAGAAAAAUUCAAUAAUAAAGACAAACAAGCCUCGAGGAUCAAAUCCAUGUACAAAUCAGUGCUUCAGGAAUUUUUCCUCCAAUGUCUUUUCUUCUAGUUACACUGGAGAAUCUUCUUUUGCCUAUACGGCUUACUGUACAGAAUUUAUAGAAGUCAAUGAAGUCAGUGCUUUGAUUAGGCAGAAGAGACAGGAACUGGAAUUGUCAUGGUUUCCUGAUACAUUACCUGGAAUUGGAAGAAUUAGUUUUAUACCCUGCAAUAUUGAAAUAGAAGUCCUUCCUCUCAUCUCUUCUGUGUUGCCAAGAACUAUUCUUCCAACAAGUACCAUAUCUUUAGAAAAUUUUGGUACUUCUUGCAAAGGCUAUGCAUUAGCACAUACUCAAGAAGGGGAAGAGAAGAAGCAAACUUCUGGUACCUCAAACACCAGAGGAUCAAGACGAAAACCUGCAGCAGCAACACCUACAAGAAGAUCUACACGUAACACAAGAGCUGAACCAGUCAGUCAGUCUCAGAGAUCCCCAGUAUCAAAUAUUUCUGGGUGUGAUGCCCCAGAUAACAAUAAUCCAUCUGUAAGUGUUUCCUCUUCAGGUGAGUCAGAGAAGCAAACAAGGCAGGCUCCAAAACGGAAGUCUGUAAGAAGAGGAAGAAAACUACCUUUAUUGAAAAAGAAACUUCGAAGCUCUGUGCCUACCCCUGAAAAAUCAUCUUCCGGUGAUUCAGUUGAUGAAGAAGUAGCAGAACCUGACAUACCAGCUGAGUUAGAGAAAGAACACCAAUCAGAUGUAGAAAGUAUUAACACUGUGCAGAUAAAUGUAGAAGAUGAGUCUGCUAAUGGCUUAAGAAGUUGCAGUGAGCCAUUAAAAGAGAGUGAAGAAUGUGCUGAGACCCAUGAUACAGAGGAAAGAGUAGAAACUUUACAUUCUGAGUCUGGUACCCAAGAUCCUCCUGUGUUAUUUGGAGGGGAGGAGGAAAUUCAAGAAGUUGAGAAUACAGGUAUAGAAGUUAAUGUUUUAUGUCUGGAAGGUGAGAUUUCUGCAAGUACUUCCAAAAAAGGAAGUGAUUCAUUGGGAAAUCAAGACCCAGUAGCUGAACCUUCAGAAUCAGAAAUAAAAGCAGAUAUAUGUAUAGAUCAUGCUCCAAAUGAUUCUCUUACAUGUUCAGGAUCUGAAAUUGAAGUGUACCAACCCGCAUCAAGCUUAGGUGAGUUACCUGAGAAUGCGGAGUCAAUAGUUAAUGAAGAAAAAGUUAUGGAGAGUCCUGUGGGUGUUCCUGCUCCUUUGAUGAACAUGCAGCGCAGUCCGUUCAGCAUUCAUCCUCAGCUGCCCUUGCACCUGCACACCGGAGUACCUCUCAUGCAGGUGGCGGCUCCUAGCGGAUUAUCUCAGAGACUGCCGCCACCACCGCCCCCUCCCCCACCAUCCCAGCAAGUCAGCUACAUUGCUUCACAGCCGGAUGGAAAGCAGUUGCAGGGUAUUCCUAGUGCUUCUCAUGUAAGUAGUAACAUGAGUACACCAGUCUUGCCUGCUCCGACAGCAGCCCCAGGAAAUAUGGGAACAGUUCAGGGACCAAGUUCUGGUAAUACUGCGUCAUCAAGUCACAGCAAAGCUUCUAAUGCUGCUGUAAAAUUGGCGGAAAGCAAAGUAAGUGUUACAGUGGAAGCCAGCGCAGAUAGCUCGAAGACAGACAAGAAACUGCAAAUUCAAGAAAAAGCAGCACAGGAGGUAAAAUUGGCCAUUAAGCCAUUUUAUCAAAAUAAAGAUAUCACCAAGGAAGAAUAUAAAGAGAUUGUACGGAAAGCAGCAGAUAAAGUGUGUCAUAGUAAGAGUGGAGAAGUAAAUUCUACUAAAGUGGCAAAUCUGGUUAAAGCCUAUGUAGACAAAUACAAAUAUUCACCGAAGGGAAGCCAAAAGAAAACUCUGGAAGAACCUAUGUCUGCUGAUAAAAACGUGUGCUGA